AUGCAGACAGGAUAUGCAAAAAUACUUGUAAAAAAUUUCUUGUAGUUUUAUGAAGGUAAUUCCUAUGAAUAGAACAACAUAAAUAAAACACAAUUGAAUUAUUUGCACACAAAAAAUACAUUUAAGGAGAAAAAAAACAAAAUUGUUGGGCUGGGAUUGUUGUAAAUGAUUUUAUUAUAUUUUAUUUUUCACAUAUUUAGUGUUAAAUCUGAGGAUAUAGCUUCAUUGCAGGCUAAUGUUUUUAUUUAAAGUCUAAAAUCACGACUUUACACAACACAUCGGUGUAGGAUUUUGUCUUUUUGCUGCUCCCAUACCGUCCUCUAUCGACAGAGGUCGCUGUUUGCUUUGGCACAUUGGAAACCACCUGGGCGUUAUCUCUGACCUGCUCAAUCGAUAACCAGACUCAAAACAAUUUCACCACUCGGCCGAACACCCUGAGCUCCUCAUAUCUUUGUCAAACUAGCCGGAGUGCACACUAAUAGUCACUUAAGAGAAACAGAAACUCGACAAAAUUGAUUGUUGCUCCAAGAAAAAAUGCCAAGUAGUGCGGAUCGAAGAGGAAGUUGCGAGAGUGUAAUGGGUUAACCGCGGAAGGCCUCGCCUCACCUUUCUGCGCGUCACCCGGCUCUGUGAAGUGGUCCCACCAUCCCAGCAUCCAAACUAAAAAAAGGGGGAAAAAUCGCCGUCGCCAGACGCGCCUCCUCGCAUCGGUCGAUCUCACAUCAUCCUGUCGGUCUCCGCCCCGCCGCUCCAUCCUCACGCACACAUCCAGAAACACAGCGAGAACUGGAGGAAUAAGAGUGAUUUACCGGCGAAAUAGGAAACCAUGAAGGACCGCAUGCAAGAACUUAGACAUGGGAAGGAGACGACAGAGGAAGAGGAUGAAGUCGCCGUCGGGAUGGAGAAAGGCUUCAUGGAUGAGUUUUUCGAACAGGUGGAAGAGAUCCGGGGUUUCAUCGAGUCUUUGGCGGAGAAAGUUGAAGAGGUGAAAAGGAAGCACAGUGCCAUCCUCGCCUCGCCCAACCCAGACGAGAAAACUAAAGCUGAGCUUGAAGAUCUAAUGGCAGACAUCAAGAAGCUGGCCAACAAAAUACGCUCUAAAUUAAAGAGUAUCCAGAAUACCAUUGAGCAAGAAGAGGGGCAGAACAGGUCUUCAGCUGACCUGAGGAUACGUAAAACACAGCACUCCACACUGUCCCGGAAGUUUGUCGAGGUGAUGUCAGAAUACAACACCACCCAGUCGGACUACAGGGAGCGCUGCAAGGGACGCAUUCAGAGACAGCUGGAGAUCACUGGGAGAAACACAACAAAUGAGGAGCUGGAGAGCAUGUUGGAGAGUGACAACCCGGCAAUCUUUACCUCGGGGAUAAUUAUGGACAACAUCACCCAACAAGCGAUGAAUGAGAUUGAGACGCGACACAAUGAGAUUAUCAAGCUGGAAAACAGCAUCAGGGAGCUUCACGACAUGUUCAUGGACAUGGCCAUGCUGGUGGAGAGCCAGGGUCAGCUGGUGAACAGCAUUGAGCGAAGUGUUUUGGAGGCCCAGGAGUAUGUGGAGCACGCCAAGGAGAACAUAAAAUGCAAAAAGUUAAAAAAGACCAGCAGACGGAAGGUGAUCCUGAUAGGAGGUUGUGUUGCAGUGUGUCUUACUCUCCUCAUUAUUUCCCUCGCAGUGGGACUCAGUUAGGACCCUCAGAAAUCCCCGCAGAGCGGACAGGACAGGACAAAAUGCCUCCUGUUCCAGCAACACACAACUACUACUGUUAAUCUAUUCAGAUGUGGUGCAGCAUGUGCACUGUGUAAUGUGCAGCCACUACUAAUACUGCUCUUGAACUGGGAAGCUGGUCAUUAGAUUUCCAGCUUGAAGCCAUUUUAUUCUGAGCACUCAGAUAUUGUACAUAAAUUUUAAAAUGUGUAUUUAAACCUAUGUUUUAGUCACACACCUUGAGGGACUGUUUGUGCUUUACUUCUGUUUGUGUCAUGAUUCACACAGCUUUGUCAUGUGCAUGUUUGGCAGCGUGUUGAAGAGCUUUGCAUGUUUCCCCACAAACACAAAUGCUGCAACCGAGUGGAUACACACUCACUGAUGAUCGCAAUAAACACGUCUCAAGUCAGACUUUUAAUUGAACCUCAGCAGGGAGAAACUUCAUGAACAGACGAAUGAUUGAAACCUUUGAUAAAAACUGCAUUAAAGGAAUAAUUUCACACACUGGGAAAUACACUUCAAAUUCACUUUCUUUGAAAGGAGUAAAUGGCAGAAUAGCAUGUGUGUGUGUCAAAGCUAGAAGUUGUGGUUUUACAUGGUGUUUAUGCUGUGGACAGCGUAGCACAGUGACUUCUUGGAGUCUCAGCUGGUUGCCUGGUUGCCUGGCAACAUGACGUUGACGACAAUUCUAAGACGAGUACGCCCGCAACCCGGCCCCAGAAAUAGUCAAGCACAUAAACCUCAAUGAGUGCGUUGUAAGAGCCGGCUUCUAGCUUCAAGAUCCGGUUCCAUAUUGCGGGCGGGAGAGUUUCACAAAACCUUCAUUAAUUGUAAAUUUAAAAUCCAAAGAGGAACAAUUGAAAGCGUGGUGUUGUGUCUUCCCCUUUAUAAUGGUGCACUACGUGGUAGAUGCUUGGGACACUCGAUCGUGUCAACGUCUUUGGGUAGAUCCAUAGAAACUUUUUAAAUGAAUCUUUGAGAAAUCAGAUGAAACAUUACUAUAAAAAUAUAUCACUAUAACUAUAUACUAUAAGUUAAGCUAUAUUUUCUCAACUUUAAAAGUGGCGGGAUAUUAUUACCACCCAUAACAAGCUAAUGUCUUAUUACUGUAAGUGCAGGUGUUUUUCAAUUUUAUGUGUUUCCCAAAAUGUCAAACUAUUCCUUUUAUGGAGACUAUUAUGACCACAGAGUUUAAAUCUUUGCUGUUUAUCAACUCAUGUGGAGGAAUGCACAUAAAAAAUGAGUUAAGGUUGGUUUAAAGGCAACAUGUCGAUUUUUACUGUCUGCGUUAUUUGCAGUCUGCAAGUACCACGGACCAUAAUUGCAUGUUUUUCGAUACCACCACCAGAUGGUGCUGCAAUUGUGGAUUCCUAAUUUUACAAAUAGUGGCAUUUAACGUGAGGAUCAUGUUUGUGUGGUAUUAUAAUAAACACUUGUUUUUUUCAUGUGGUAUGAAUGAAAUGCAAAAUGUUUUAAACCAUAGUCACACUCCAAAGCAUGCUCAGAAAACAUAAAACAACAGUCCUCCAAACAGCUUUCUGUUCUGUGCUUCUACAAAACUGCAUUGUGUCCGGAUUAUCACGAACCGUGCGUUAAAUUAAAGUGUAAUUCAUACCUCUAACAUGUUUUUCCUCUGCUCCUUCCUUUGCUGCUUUGGAUGUUUGUCUUUCUGUUCACGUUAACG
This is a messenger RNA of Mugil cephalus (flathead mullet), 3389 nucleotides long. RefSeq names its product syntaxin-1A-like. Bases 827 to 1687 code for a protein of 286 amino acids. The record is from RefSeq and is a predicted model, not a curated record. Gene Ontology annotation, biological process: exocytosis; synaptic vesicle fusion to presynaptic active zone membrane; intracellular protein transport. Lineage: Eukaryota; Metazoa; Chordata; Actinopteri; Mugiliformes; Mugilidae. The transcript has 10 exons. Gene Ontology annotation, cellular component: synaptic vesicle; presynaptic active zone membrane; plasma membrane. Gene Ontology annotation, molecular function: SNAP receptor activity; SNARE binding.